Messenger RNA from Rubroshorea leprosula, 459 nucleotides. The record is from the annotation of a GenBank genome assembly. NCBI's taxonomy places the organism in Eukaryota, Viridiplantae, Streptophyta, Magnoliopsida, Malvales, Dipterocarpaceae.
GUGCAACAAAGAAAAAUCAAGAAGAAGAGGUAAACACUUUACCCUUAGAGAUUGAAGGACAACUUGGAGAAGUAGAAAUUAUGCCUGCAGAAACUAAACAAGAGGAUGUCCCUAAGGAGGAAGAGGAAAAAGCUCAGGUGUCAUUUGAAGUGUUCAAUGGGGAGUCUCUUUUAACCAAAUCUGAUUUUAAUGAUUAUUUUGUUAUUGAUAUGGUUGAUGAGAUUCUGCAGAAAAACACUUAUGAGGAUCUAUUUGAGAUUUACCUUAUUCAAGCAAAAGACUCAAUCAAAGAAUACGUAAAUUGCUUGAACACAUCAUCUUCCUUGGAAUCAAAGGGGGCACUCCUAGAAGAAUUGGGAAGGCACAUCUACUAGCCUAAACCCAAACCACCUCAAAAUAGUCAUUGGAGAAAAUCUUAUGGUGGAUUCAACUUAAGGGCAAGAAAGCCAAGAUUUAGAA